This is a messenger RNA of Scomber scombrus (Atlantic mackerel), 477 nucleotides long. RefSeq names its product leptin-B-like. The transcript has 2 exons. Bases 1 to 477 code for a protein of 158 amino acids. The record is from RefSeq and is a predicted model, not a curated record. Lineage: Eukaryota; Metazoa; Chordata; Actinopteri; Scombriformes; Scombridae.
AUGCACAUCUUUCUGGCCCUCCUCUGUAUCUCUGUUGCAGCAGCUCCAAUGUGCAUGAGUGUCCCCGCAAAGGGAGCAUCUGUGAGAAACACCAUACACAGCAUCACCAGCAUUGCUCAAAUAACCCUGGUCCACAUUAAGAAACUCAGAACAACGUUGCCAGUGUCUCCCCAGAUAGAAGUCAACACUCCUUCCAUUGAGGGGCUGAUUAGUAUCAGCCAUGAUCUUGGAUUUUUGGAUAAUGAACUACAAAACCCUUUCACAGAGCUUCUCAGCCAGAUCCAGGCUGAUGUCUCCAGUUUGGAGGGACGUGUGCGCUCCCUUGCUGAGACAAUACACUGUCAUAUUGCAGCCAAACCCAUAGGAGAGAGCAGUGAUCAUCCGUUCCCGGACAGCUACCUCGCCCUGACUCUGACAAAGGUGCAGAACUACCUGGAGAAGUUUCUCCUCAACAAGGACAAACUCAAGGUCUGUUGA